GAAGUGUGACCAUGUCUGCUGCUGUGAAGCUGCUUUCUUUAGGGUGCUUCUUGCUGCCGUUCUCUGAUGGGAAACUGGAUUACGAGUCUUGGGGAGACGGGAUGCAGCUGCAGGGCGACUUCUCUCUCGCCGGAUUCUUUCCUCUCCACCAAACGGCUGCAGCCAGUGCUGGUUUGCCUGCAGUGGGUCCAUGCAAUGCAGGGACUCCCACACAACACGGCUUUCACCUGAUGCAGGCCAUGAGGUUCACAGUGGAGGAGAUCAACAACAGCACUGCGCUCUUACCCGGCGUGAAGCUGGGCUACCAGAUGUACGACAUCUGCAGCGAACCAGCAAGCAUCCUGGCCACACUGGACCUCCUGAGCCAACAGCAGCAGAGCUUCUCAGAAGACCGCAACUCAAACCAGGGUCAGAGGUCAGUGGCUAUCAUCGGGCCGGACAGCAGCAGCAAAUCUUUCCCCCCUGCAGCCUUGCUCGGGGCCUACCUUGUACCGCAGAUUUCUUAUGAAGCAACAACUGAACAGCUGAGCAACAAGUUCCUCUAUCCAUCCUUUUUCCGGACAAUUCCCAGUGACAAGAACCAGGUAACGGCUAUGAUUCAGCUCCUGCUACGUUUCAACUGGACCUGGAUCGCCAUCAUAGCCAGCGACAAUGCCUAUGGGAUUGAUGCAAUGCAGAGUUUGUCCCAACAGGCGCCACUGCACAGCAUCUGCAUCGCAUUCCAAGGGCUCCUCUCCAGCGACCAGGAUCCCUCCGUCUCCAAGCAGAUGGUGAAAAACAUCCUGAAAACCAAAGUCACCACCAUCAUUAUCUUUGCCUCCAGGACACAAGUCCCCAAUUUCUUUGCAGCUGUCAUUGAGCAGAACGUGACGGAUAAGGUGUGGCUUGCGUCCGAGGACUGGUCGCUUUCUUCUGUUGUUUCGGGUGUGCCCGGGGUUCAUACCAUCGGCACCGUUCUCGGCAUAUCCAUCAAAAACAAAUCUCUGCCUGGUUUUGAGGAGUUUGAGAGGAGGUCAUUUGAGACUUCAAUGCAACACAGCAACACACAGGAAGUCUGGAAUGGAACCAAGGACAGGGAGAACGAGUGUCUUCACAGCACCGACCUGUACAGUCUUGUCAGACUCAAACUUCCUUUGUACGACUACGAUGUCACGUCCUCUUUCAACGUCUAUAAAGCUGUGUACGCUGUGGCUCAUGCGCUGCACCAGGUGCUUGGCUGUGAUUCUGAGAGGUGUGAAAAAAGGAGUGUGCAGCCGUGGCAGCUCCUGCCGUGGAUCAAACAGGUGAGAUUCCCUCUCGGAAAUAUGCUGGUGUACUUUGAUGAAUCCGGAAAUCCGCCAGCGGAAUAUGACAUCGUGACCUGGUUUUGGAGGGGGACCCAGUGGUCCUUCAGAGUGGUGGGUCUGUACAGAGGACCCAUGAUGCUGACCGUGGACGCUGAGCAGGUUGAUUGGCGAGGCUCUGGAGACGUGCCACUUUCCAUCUGUUCUCCAGCUUGUCUACCGGGACAUGAGCAGAUCCCGUCAGGACCGCACACAUGCUGCUUCGACUGCCAGGCCUGUCCCACCAACACCUUCCUCAACAAAAGCCACCCCACAGCAUGCCAGCCGUGCCCGAAGGAGUUGUGGUCGCCACCGCGCAGCGAGCACUGUUUGAAGCGCACCGUCCUGCUGCUGGCUUGGGAUGCCCCGUUCUCCAAGGCGCUGCUCUUCUUCAUGGCCGUCUGUCUCCUCAUGACCUCUGGCUCGGCAGUCAUCCUUCUGCUCAACCUGAACACACCCGUGUCCAAGUCUGCUGGCGGACAUACCUGCCUACUGAUGCUGGCAGCCCUGACCGCCGCCGCCGCCAGUUCUCUGUGCCAUUUUGGCCCACCGUCUCCUCUGGCUUGCGUCCUCAAACAGCCUCUGUUCAUCUUCAGCUUCACCGUGUGUCUGGCAUGCAUCACUGUACGCUCCUUCCAGGUCGUCUGCAUCUUUAAAUUCGCCUCCAAGCUGCCUCCGGCCUACGACAAGUGGGCCAAGAAGCGCGGUCCGGAGUUCACCAUCCUCCUCCUGUCAGCCUCCAUCCUGCUGAUCUCUGUCCUCCGCGUGACCCUUGACCCUCCCCAGCCGUCCCAGGAUCUGGACUUCUACUUGGACAGCGUGGUGCUGGAGUGCAGUAAGACCAUUUCGGCGGGUUCAGGGCUGGAGCUGGUGUAUGUGGCAGUGCUCAGCAUGGUUUGCUUCACCUUCAGCUACAUGGGCAAAGACCUGCCGGCCAACUACAACGAGGCCAAGUGCAUCACCUUCAGCCUCAUGGUCUACAUGAUCUCCUGGAUCAGCUUCUUCACCAUCUACCUGGUCAGCAGGGACCCGUUCACCAUGGCCGCUCAGGUGUUCGCCACACUGCUCAGCGUGCUGGCGUUCCUCGGCGGCUACUUCCUGCCCAAAAUAUAUAUUAUUGUCCUGAAGCCACAGAUGAACACAACUGCACACUUCCAGAACUGCAUUCAGAUGUACACCAUGAACAAACAGUGAGGGUCACCAAGGAGCUACAGAGGAAAAGAAGAGUUACACUCUGAUAUCAUUUAACACCAAGAUUUAACACUUCAAUGGGAACUGAACUACAGGGGUCGCUGGCCUUACCUCUGGAGGUCGGCAACCUCAACUCUGGAGGUCACCUGCAUGUUUUCCACGUGUCCCUGCUGCACUCACAGCUGAUUAGUCAGGGCUGGUGUUUCCUCACUCCUGAUUGGCAGAGCACACCUGACUGAGUUAAUUAGCAGUGAGCUGAGUUGCAGGGGUCGUGACCCUGCUGUAUUGGACGAGUUCUCAUUAAAGUGGAUUCUUCUGCCAGUCUGAAGAGACGCUCCAACAAUUGAUAUUAUUCCUGACAAAUUGCAGCUUUUGCUCUUUUUUAAAAUUUAUUUUAAUAAAAUGCAUUUGAGUAACACAUUCUUUCACUUAGAUACAAAAAUACAUAUUUGACCAGUUUCUGUGAAUUUGCUGAUCUACUUAUUUGGACCUGUUGUAAACCAGCCGUCACUUUUUUCAUAGGAAUUGUGAAAUGAAUUUUUAUUAGCACAUCUCUUCACAUUUAAAGGGAUUAAUGGAACAUUUCUGUGUUUUUCUCCUCUUUUUCCAGAUCUGCAAACAGAUUUUUUUUUUCCUAUUUAAAAAAUAACUAUGCUGGAGUUUUUGUGAUACUGACUGGCCCACUUUCUCCAGAUAAAACCCACAUUUUUCACAAUCAUUAAUCAAAAUUUCUGUAUUAGUCUGUGAGUAAUCCUCAAAAAAUAAAGCAACAAAUAGAUAUAGAAAAAGG
Messenger RNA from Thalassophryne amazonica, 3303 nucleotides. RefSeq names its product taste receptor type 1 member 1. The transcript is spliced from 6 exons. Gene Ontology annotation, molecular function: G protein-coupled receptor activity. Gene Ontology annotation, biological process: G protein-coupled receptor signaling pathway. Gene Ontology annotation, cellular component: membrane. The coding region runs from base 12 to 2516 and encodes 834 amino acids. The record is from RefSeq and is a predicted model, not a curated record. Lineage: Eukaryota; Metazoa; Chordata; Actinopteri; Batrachoidiformes; Batrachoididae.